AUGAUGCGAUUGGUCACAUCUCCAUUCUGUCCAAUUCUCAUUGGACGUUAUAAUCCUCCCUUCCUCCACUUUGCUCCCUAUUCUAUUAUUGGAGGUAAAGGACCAUUGGCUCGAUCACGAAAGGCUCAACAAUCCAGUGGCCAUGACGCGAGCAAAUGUGUGGACUUAGCACUCAAUCGUUUCGCAGUAAUUGGUGGUGGAAAUAUGGCAGAAGCUAUGAUUACAGGUGUACUUAAUGAAGGUCUUCUUCCUAAUUCCAAGGUUGUUGUAUCCGAUCCAAAUCCUGUUAUUCGUACAAAGUACGAAAAAUAUCACAUAGAGACGCAUACACGCAAUAGCUUGGCAGUGAAAGAUGCCGACGUUAUUUUAGUUGCAGUAAAGCCUCAAGUGGUUAAUGAUGUGCUAGAAGCUAUCAAGACGUCCAUGAAUCCAGAUGCCUUGGUGGUUUCUGUGGUAGCAGGACAGAGCAUUAAACAAUUACAGACGGUGCUGGGUCCAACUAGCCAUAUUAUCCGUACAAUGCCAAAUACACCAGCUAUGAUUGGAGAAGGCACAACUGUAUGGGCGCAAUCGGCUGAAGUCACGAGUUUGCAGCAUGAACUGACAAAACAAAUCCUUGGAUCUUUUGGUGUGGAGGUGUUUGUAGACGAUGAAAAUGCAUUGGAUAUGGCAACGGCAUUGUCUGGAUCUGGACCUGCCUACUUUUUCCUUGUUGCUGAAGCGAUGAUUGAUACUGGUGUGCACAUGGGGUUUUCUCGUCCAGUAGCAACGAAAUUGGUGCAGCAAACAAUGCUUGGAUCAGCACUUUACAUGCAAGCCGAGAAUGUACAUCCAGUCGAGUUACGGAACAAGAUCACAAGUCCCGGUGGUACUACCGCUGCUGGUUUAUACCGUGCAGAAAAGAACGGGUUUCGUGCUGUUAUUGCUGACUCCAUCUGGGCUGCCUAUGAACGAUGUCUUGAGCUUGGAUCACCUGAACCAAUUCAACGUCAACGUCCACGUUCUUAA
Molecule: messenger RNA, 1008 nt
Organism: Peronospora belbahrii
Lineage: Eukaryota; Oomycota; Peronosporomycetes; Peronosporales; Peronosporaceae
Source: the annotation of a GenBank genome assembly